Messenger RNA from Kwoniella botswanensis, 1800 nucleotides. RefSeq lists its product as uncharacterized. The transcript is spliced from 6 exons. NCBI's taxonomy places the organism in Eukaryota, Fungi, Basidiomycota, Tremellomycetes, Tremellales, Cryptococcaceae. Gene Ontology annotation, molecular function: lipase activity. The coding region runs from base 1 to 1800 and encodes 599 amino acids. The record is from RefSeq and is a predicted model, not a curated record.
AUGGUAGAGAAAACAACUUCUCCCGAUCAAGAUGGAUGGGGUGAAAUGACUUCGGAGGCUAUUCAAGCGAUGUUGAUGGCCAACGCGGUGCGAUCAUCUCCUUAUCGACAUCCAUUCUUCCGACGCCUCUAUCUGGUCGCCUUUCUGUUGGUCACCUUGCUGAUCCUUCUUCCCGCUUGGACUAUCAUAUACAUACUGACGAAGAACCGUCCAAGGAGGAACUGGGCGUUGAAGCGAUGUCUAAGAGUAAGGUUCAGUCGAAGAUUAUGUGGCCUGAUUGCCCGUUGUGAGAUUGAUUAUCUAGGCAGAGAUCUAUCGAUUGACCUGGAUCGCAGGAAGCUCAAGUAUUCACAUCCGGUUAACAUCCCCCCAGCACCGUCUGAUAUCCUUUGUGGCCAUCCCAAAGAAGCUCUGGAUCUGCUCCAAGCUUCUCGCGGACGUUGGGUGCCUCAGUAUAUCCAUCGAUGCAAGAGGGAAAAAGAAGGAAUAUGGGGGAAAUGGAAUAACUCCCAUGAUGGUAACGUUUAUGGACUGGAAGAGGUCAAAGCCUUUUGGUAUACCGGCGAGAAAUCCACAGCGGAAGAAGCUCCUCCUUCUCGUCGCCGGGGAGACCCCGUCAUGCUUCACUUCCACGGGGGAGGGUAUGUGCUCGGAACUGCAGCUGAGACGAGCCUGUCUUCGAAUUUCCCCAGAGCUUUGGUGAAGCAUUCACCAAUCCAUCACGUACUUUCCGUUGAUUAUCGGCUUGCUCCCACCGCCCCGUGGCCUCUACCCCUCCUCGAUGCCAUCUCGGCUUAUCAUUGGUUGGUCAAGGUAGAAGGUGUAGAGGAAAGGGAUAUCACGGUCGCAGGAGAUUCAGCAGGUGGACAUCUAGCACUUAAUCUCGUUAGAUGGCUCAGAGAUCAAGGACAGAGCAUAGGUCUGAGAAUGCCCCGAGGGAUGGUGCUGCUCUCCCCUUGGGCGGAUCUUGGCUUUACGAAUGUUUGGGGGGAGGAGGCGAUACGGCACAACAAGGAUUCUGACACCAUUGACGAUACCUUCGGUCCCUUUGCAUGUUCUUUGCUUCUCCGGGCUCUCCCUGCAUCCAUCAUGCAUACCUCACCGUAUAUCUCACCGGCUUCCUUGCUCCUGCCAGAAGCCAGCCAGGGUGAACACUCGUUCGAAAAGUUCCCAGCGACAUACAUCGUGUAUGGUGGUGCUGAACGUCUGUCAACCAAUAUCGAGCUAUUAUGGAGCCGUAUCCGACUGUCUCGCGAAUUUGAACCGCCAAUCGUCCCCGAUCGGCUCUUCGUCAGUCCAGACGCCAUACAUGACUUCAUGAUCUUCCCUUGGAUGGCUGAGGAGGCUUCCGAGGUGUAUGAGGAUCUCGAUGGAUGGCUAAGAGAGUUACUAUCCGCUGAUCUGCCCGAAGAAGACGAGCAGUCUGUUGCCGAAAGCUUGGAAUUGGAAGACUCCCCCGAGGCCAGCUGGAAAGAGAUGGUCAGGCAACGCAGACUGAGUCGACAGAUGACGAGAGAAAGUAUCAAAUCGCAUAAAUCGCCUGUGAUGGGUCCGGUCCGAGAUGACCUCGGUAUGAUAAGGAUGAUGGAGGACAUGUCAGAAGAGGGAUUAAGCAUGAUCACCCCCGACCUAUCGAUGCCUCAAUUUGACCUGGAAAUGCCAAAAAGCCCGGAAUGGUUAACACCUCUGACCAGUGAUCUGAGGCCAGAUUAUUCCUUGGAUGAUGAUGAAGUACCUUGGUAUGAUCUCGAUGGCAACGCAGACCGAGAUUUAGAUAUGGAAACACGGAAAGAUCGAUAG